AUGGGGGAGGAGCUGGGAGGGUUGAGAACUGAGAGGAGUCUGCUUGUGGCCGUGGAGAGCGAGAGUGCCCGUGUAGGGACUGGGCAGGCAUACAGGACGGACGAGCACGGCCUGGUGGAGGGCCACGCCUACACGGUGACCGGCGUGGCGACCCUCAGCCACUCCUCCCUCGGUCCCGUCAGCCUGAUCCGCGUUCGAAACCCGUGGGCCAACGCGGCGGAGUGGACCGGCGCCUGGGCUGAUGAGGACGAGAGGUGGGAGGGGGUGGACGAGAAGCAGCGGACCGGGCUAGGCGGACACACGGGCUCGGCGAUGCACGACGGGGAAUUCUGGAUGAGUUUCGACGACUUCUGCGGCGAGUUCGAGGAGGUGACCGUCUGUACCUUAGGCCCAGACUACGACCACGACGGGACGGUGGACGAGGUGGGGCAGGUCCAGGCUAUAAGAGGUGAGUGGAUUGAAGGCGUGACAGCAGGAGGAAGCAGGAACGACUUCGCUAAAUUCGCAACCAAUCCACAGUUUCUGCUGAAAGUGGAACACGGAGCAGAGGCCACUGAGGGGGGCGGGGGCGGGCUCUGCAGCGUGUUGGUGGGCGUGAUGCAAGAACACCGGCGCUCCAGGAAAGACUUCGGCGUUAAGAUGCUGCAAAUCGGCUUCGUGGUGUAUAAGACCAAGGACCCCAGCAAGCCCCUACAAUCGGACCACUUCUACCACCACUACGAGGACGGCAGCUCCGGCACCUACAUCAACUUCCGCGAGGUCCUGGCGCGAUUGGAGUUGGUCCCGGGCCACUACGUGAUCAUCCCCGCCACCUUCCAGCCAGACACGCCCGGCUCCUUCAUGGUCAGGGUGUACUCGCCCAAACCCUUCGAGCUGACACAGCUGGCCCGGAAAUGAGGGAGUGUGUGUUUGUGUGUGUAGGGAGAGAGGAAGACUGCGCCUGUCUGUGUAUGUGUGUGAGGAGGGGAAUGAAAGAGAGGUUACGAGAGCCUAGAGAAAGCUUUAGAAAUAUAUUAAGGGGUUGGAAAGAGAGAUUGAGAGCCUAGAGAGUGAGUUUGAGAGAUUAAGGGUUAGAAAUGAGUGUUUGUGUGUGUGUGUGUGUGUGUGUGUGUGUGUGUGUGUGUGUGUGUGUGUGUGUGUGUGUGUGUGUGUGUUGGAGAGGAAGGAACUUGAGAGCCUAGAGGGAGUUAGAAAUAUAUUAUGGGUUACAAAUGAGUGUCUGAGUGUACGUGUGUCCAUGGAGGAAAAGUGUGUGUGUGUGUGUGUGUGUGUGUAAUUCACUAUUCCCUGAUUACGUGUUGGACUCGUAAUCGCCAGCAGGUACCCUCCCGACAUGAGCAAGUGCUCUUUAUCGUCGAUCUGUAGGUACUGCCGGGACCUCACACACCACACACUCCAUCCCCUUUGCUCAAGGGGGGGGACAGUAACCACUUCUAGUCAACGGAAAGAAUCCGGCUUGAGCGGGCUGGCACCGCAGCGCUCUACCAGCUGUGCCACGGAGUGGUGUGCAGAGCCCUUACAUGCCCAAGUGCCGCCCCAGGGCAAAGUUCUCAGUGACGCCCCCCCAACCACCACUUCCCACCUCCACCACGUACCGUUACUGCCUAUGACCCUAAUUUGGGCAACGUGAUUAUAGGAUACCGGUAUACAUAAUAAAAGAUGCUGUUGCUGUGUGUGCUGUAUAAUUAAAUGAAAUCUAGAGAGUAAAAAAAAAAAAAAUUCAUAAAUAAUAGGAAAAAACAUUCAUCAGACUGCAAUGUGGUUGUUAUUAUUAUUUUCUGAAAAUUAUUGAUUUCAAAAUCCCUAUUGCAGAAAGGAUAAGGGAAAAUAUUUCAUAUUUUGUUGAUGUUAAUGCAAAAAUUGGCGAUUACGGUAAACUAUUCGGCCUUCUUUGACCUUUUUUUAUUAUUAUUAUUAUUUUGUCAGCCUUGUGGGCGGCAGCUCCAGGCAAGAAAUGCCGCCCCCCUAAAAGUGCCGCCCACGGGCAUAUGCCCCCCCCCCCCUCAUGUGAGGGCCCUGGUGGUGGUG
Eriocheir sinensis (Chinese mitten crab) is the source of this 2028-nucleotide messenger RNA. RefSeq names its product calpain-9-like. The record is from RefSeq and is a predicted model, not a curated record. Gene Ontology annotation, biological process: proteolysis. Gene Ontology annotation, cellular component: cytoplasm. NCBI's taxonomy places the organism in Eukaryota, Metazoa, Arthropoda, Malacostraca, Decapoda, Varunidae. The transcript is spliced from 6 exons. Gene Ontology annotation, molecular function: calcium-dependent cysteine-type endopeptidase activity. Bases 1 to 897 code for a protein of 298 amino acids.